Adineta ricciae is the source of this 252-nucleotide messenger RNA. Lineage: Eukaryota; Metazoa; Rotifera; Eurotatoria; Adinetida; Adinetidae. The record is from the annotation of a GenBank genome assembly.
AUGUUAAGCAAAGCAAAGGAAACGUCAACAGAUAAUACAAUCAUCUAUCGUCAAGAGAAUUUGGAACAACUCGAACUGUCUCCGAAUACAUAUGAUUUAGCUUACAGUUCAUUAACUCUACAUUAUAUCGAACGCUUAUCUCAGUUAUUGAAGACUAUUUAUCAACCAUUGAAAUCUUAUGGAUACUCUAUAUUCUCGUCAGAACAUCCAAUAAUACUCCUAGUAUCGAUACGAAAGCCUCUUCGAAAAUAA